Messenger RNA from Phacochoerus africanus (Common warthog), 375 nucleotides. RefSeq names its product 60S acidic ribosomal protein P1-like. The coding region runs from base 16 to 360 and encodes 114 amino acids. Gene Ontology annotation, molecular function: protein kinase activator activity; ribonucleoprotein complex binding; structural constituent of ribosome. Lineage: Eukaryota; Metazoa; Chordata; Mammalia; Artiodactyla; Suidae. Gene Ontology annotation, cellular component: ribosome; cytosolic large ribosomal subunit. The transcript has a single exon. The record is from RefSeq and is a predicted model, not a curated record. Gene Ontology annotation, biological process: translational elongation; cytoplasmic translation.
UGUGGCAUCCACACCAUGGCCUCCGUCUCAGAGCUCGCCUGCAUCUAUUCUGCCCUCAUCCUGCACGACGAUGAGGUGAAGGUCAUGGAGGAUGAGAUCAAUGCCCUCAUUAAAGCAGCAGGUGUGAAUGUUGAGCCAUUCUGGCCAGGCUUGUUUGCAAAGGCUCUGGCCAGUGUCAACAUCGGAAGCCUCAUCUGCAAUGUGGGGGCUGAGGGACCUGCCCCAGCAGCUGGGGCUGCACCAGCAGGAGGUCCCGCCCCAGCCACCGCUGCUGCCCCAGCUGAGGAGAAGGAAGUAGAAGCGAAGAAAGAAGAAUCUGAGGAGUCUGAUGAUGAUAUGGGCUUUGGUCUUUUUGACUAAACUUCUAUAACACAU